CGUCACGCGGGAGGGACGGCGGCAUCGUCGCGGUGUCGCUGCCGCCGCAUUUACGUGCUCCUCCGAGGAGCCGGCGGCGGUUGAGCACAUAGCUUAGUCCCAUAAAAACAAGGGCAGCCAUGAAAUCAUCUAUAGUUUUCUCCACCAUUUGCUUGGUCCUCUUGUGCCAUGGCUCAUUAGCCCAGCUUCUUAGCCAGAGUACUAGCCAAUGGCAGAGUUCUCGCCGUGGAAGUCCAAGACAGUGCCGAUUUGAUCAGUUGCAAGCAUUCGAGCCGAUUCGCACUGUAAGGUCCCAAGCUGGUGUAACUGAGUUCUAUGAUGUCUCUAACGAGUUGUUCCAAUGUACUGGAGUAUCUGUUGUUCGUCGAGUCAUUGAGCCUAGAGGUCUUCUGCUACCUCACUACUCCAAUGGAGCAACUUUGGUCUAUAUCAUCCAAGGUAGAGGUAUAACAGGGCCAACCUUUCCAGGAUGUCCUGAGACCUAUCAACAGCAAUUCCAGCAAUCUGGGGAAGCCCAACCAUUUGAGGGCCAAAGCCAUAAAUUUAGAGAUGAGCAUCAAAAGAUCCAUCGAUUCCGACAAGGAGAUGUAGUUGCAUUGCCUGCUGGUGUAGCUCAUUGGUGCUACAAUGAUGGUGAAGUACCAAUUGUUGCCAUAUAUGUCACAGAUAUAUACAACAGUGCUAACCAACUUGAUCCUAGACACAGGGAUUUCUUUUUAGCUGGCAACAAUAAGGUAGCUCAACAACUGUAUAGAUCUGAGGCAAGGGAGAAUUCGAAGAACAUUUUCGGUGGCUUUAGUGUUGAACUACUUAGUGAGGCUCUUGGCAUAAGUCGUGGAGUAGCAAGACAACUCCAGUGCCAAAAUGACCAAAGAGGAGAAAUAGUUCGUGUUGAGCAUGGUCUUGCAUUGCUCCAACCAUAUGCAUCAGUACAAGAGCAACAACAAGAACAGGUGCAAUCAAGAGACUAUGAACAAACACAAUAUCAACAAAAACAACCUCAAGGUAGUUGCUCUAAUGGUUUGGAUGAGACCUUUUGUACCAUGAGACUAAGGCAAAAUAUUGAUAACCCAAACCUUGCCGAUACGUACAACCCCAAAGCAGGAAGAAUCACAUAUCUAAAUGGUCAAAAGUUCCCAAUUCUUAAUCUCGUACAGAUGAGUGCUGUCAAAGUAAAUCUAUACCAGAACGCAGUCCUUUCGCCUUUCUGGAACAUCAAUGCUCAUAGUGUUGUGUAUAUUACUCAAGGUCGUGCCCGGGUUCAAGUUGUCAACAACAAUGGAAAGACGGUAUUCGAUGGAGAACUUCGCCAGGGGCAGCUGCUAAUCAUACCACAACAUCAUGUUGUUCUGAAAAAGGCUCAAAGAGAAGGAUGCUCAUAUAUUGCAUUGAAAACCAACCCUAACUCCAUUGUUAGCCACAUCGCAGGAAAGAACUCUAUCUUCCGUGCGCUUCCUGGUGAUGUUGUCACAAAUGCAUAUCGUAUCUCAAGAGAAGAAGCUAAGAGGAUCAAGCACAACAGGGGAGACGAGUCGGGCGUGUUUGCUCCUAGUCAUGCCUACAGGAGCUACCAAGAUAUGUCAGUGGCUGCAUAAGCAAGAAAUCUCUAUCAUACCCCUUGGAUUGAUAGGGAAGGCCUUCGAAUAAACUAUGAGAAAUAAAACAAUUGCGUGCUUGUAGCUUUGCAGCUCUGUAACAAUAAACGGUUGGAAGAAUAUGGAAUAAUAAAUUUGUAUUCCUUCUAAGUA
Messenger RNA from Oryza brachyantha (malo sina), 1748 nucleotides. Its product is annotated as glutelin type-A 3. Bases 120 to 1595 code for a protein of 491 amino acids. The transcript is spliced from 5 exons. The record is from RefSeq and is a predicted model, not a curated record. NCBI's taxonomy places the organism in Eukaryota, Viridiplantae, Streptophyta, Magnoliopsida, Poales, Poaceae. Gene Ontology annotation, molecular function: nutrient reservoir activity.